GUCACCACCGGUGGUUGAAGCAGGCAUCCUUGGCUGUACUGGUGGUGCAAAACGCAUCCCUGAUCCUGAGCAUCCGCUACGCUCGGACCCUCCCUGGGGACCGCUUCUUCGCCACCACAGCCGUGGUCAUGGCCGAAGUGCUGAAGGGAGCCACCUGUCUCCUGCUGCUGUUCGCCCAGAAGAGGGGGAACGUGAAACAUUUCGUGCUGUUCCUCCACGAAGCCGUUCUGGUCCAGUAUGUGGACACGCUGAAGCUGGCAGUGCCCUCCCUCAUCUACACCCUUCAAAAUAACUUGCAGUAUGUGGCCAUCUCCAACCUGCCAGCAGCCACCUUCCAGGUCACAUACCAGCUGAAAAUCCUUACCACAGCCCUGUUCUCAGUCCUCAUGCUCCGCCGGAGCCUGUCCCGCCUGCAGUGGGCCUCCCUGCUCCUGCUCUUCCUGGGUGUGGCCCUCGUCCAGGUCCAGCAGGCAGGUGGUAGCAAUGGGUCACCACACCCAGGGGGCCAGAACCCCGGGGUGGGUCUGGCAGCUGUGGUGGCUUCAUGCCUGUCGUCAGGCUUUGCUGGUGUUUACUUUGAGAAGAUCCUGAAGGGUAGUUCAGGGUCUGUGUGGCUGAGGAACGUGCAACUGGGCCUCUUUGGAACUUUGCUGGGCCUGGCAGGGCUGUGGUGGGCAGAGGGUGGGGCCGUGGCCAGUCGAGGCUUCUUUUUUGGCUACACACCAGCUGUCUGGGGGGUGGUGCUGAACCAGGCCUUCGGCGGCCUUUUAGUCGCCGUGGUGGUGAAGUAUGCAGACAACAUCCUCAAGGGCUUUGCCACCUCCCUCUCCAUUGUCGUUUCCACAGCAGCCUCCAUCCGCCUGUUCGGCUUCCAGGUGGAUCCGCUCUUUGCGCUUGGGGCUGGCCUGGUCAUCGGGGCCGUCUACCUCUACAGCCUGCCCCGAACUGCUGCCGUGGUCACUCCUCCUCCUCUGAACACAGCGCCGCUGGCCAGUGGCCGCCAUGCGGACCCUGAGGAGGAGCCCUUCCUGCCCAAGCUGCUGGCCAAGGAGAAGGGGUCGUAGCCACCCCCCUUGUCUGAUGCGGGGACAGAAGAUGCCCAGCACCUCCCAUGUCUGCUCUGAGGAUACCCUGGUCCUGUGGCUUCCAUGUGGAAUUGGAGGCAGCUUCUUCAGUAUUAAGGAGUUAAAACAUCUCCUCUAACCAACCUUGGGCUGAUGGGGAAUGCAAGGUCUCCCUCUCUAAUUCCCCAGGGUUAACAAGACUGAUCUCUGACCUUCCCCACUCCCCACCUCCCCACCCCCUGUUGGCUGAGACUUCUACAGAGUAUUGAAUUAAGUUCUGUAGGGGGUGUUUCCUCAGAAAAUAAAUUGAUAACAGCUUCUUC
Messenger RNA from Gracilinanus agilis (Agile Gracile Mouse Opossum), 1387 nucleotides. It is a transcript of the gene SLC35A2, whose product is annotated as solute carrier family 35 member A2. The record is from RefSeq and is a predicted model, not a curated record. Gene Ontology annotation, molecular function: UDP-galactose transmembrane transporter activity. Gene Ontology annotation, biological process: pyrimidine nucleotide-sugar transmembrane transport. Gene Ontology annotation, cellular component: Golgi membrane. The annotation marks the transcript as partial. NCBI's taxonomy places the organism in Eukaryota, Metazoa, Chordata, Mammalia, Didelphimorphia, Didelphidae. The transcript is spliced from 4 exons.